AUGGCCAUUGCACCCGCUGCGUUCUCCCUGGUGCUGCUGGAGAUGCGAACCAAAGCGCCGGGUGCCAAGACUUUUCCUCAAGCGGUUCGAAGCCGUUUUGGGAACGUGGCCCACAUUCUGACAACCUGCAUGUUCCUCAUCACCUCCUUCGUGAACGUCUUCGUCAUAAUCGUCGGUGAGUCAGUGGGCAGCUCCUUUUGUUUAACUGAUGGUGAUGCAAAAUACUUUAGGGUAAGGUGAUACCAUACUAACAGCACAGGUACUAGCCAAGUCCCAUACACGCGUGUUUCGCCGAUGUUUUGCCUCUGCAUGGUGCAGCUGCGAGGGGUUCGGCUCAUCGGUGGGUCCCCCAGCAUUCCCCUUAAUGAAUAUUACGCGGUUACCUGCUGUGGUUGAUGAACUUUGGCCCAAAUAUUCAUGUAUAUAAUUCUCGGUCUGAGCCUAUAGACCUGGUAUAAACUGAACUACUCCAACUUCGUAGAUAAUUUCUCAGGAAAUUGAAAAACGACUAUGCAAAACACUGUCUGACUGACUGAACACUGACUGCUGCUAUACAGGGCGAUUGAAUUGAAAGCAUAGGAGAGGAUGGCAAAGCGGAUGUUGAAGAGCUUUAUCGUGGACGCAACUAAAUAGUCAGACAUACGAAAGUUCGGCCGUCGCAUCCGACGAUGUCCACCGUGUGUUCCACAGCAGGGUGCAGCAGGCACGGUAACUUACGCGUGAAUUAGUUUGUAGUGAGAGUAGACUUGCGCAGCAUCUACCGCACUCGUUCUUCCCCACUCCCCACCUGGACCCAGUGUCAAGACAAAGUCAGGAAGACCGAAGGCUAGUGAAGACACAGGUGGACGGCACGGUCGAGCCCGCACUUUGACGUUCCACUCCACAUCCCCCUGGUGUAGGCAGCAAAUAACCAGGAUAUUAACCAAAAACAAAAACAACAACAACAAUGGGGGUGACAGGGGUCCCAGUGUGCGCGACGUACGUCGGCAACCGGGUCUGCCAUCGCACCCCGAAAUGUUGGCAUUUGUUAUGGUACGCAAAUCCGAUACCGCCUGCCAGAAUCCGCCAUGGCCCCCGUGUUGGUCCAGCGCGUCUACCAUGUGGCUCGUUUGGCGGGACACGUAAGACAUACCUCAACAUGUAUUGAGCAUGUGGGUCAGGAAAUCACGUGACCUGAUGUCCAUCUAUUAAUGCAGACCAGGCUAUGGCUUAAUUAAAGUCAGGGUUCGAUGGGGCUGGGGUAUGAUAACUUAGACACACUUUACACAGACGAUGGCUGCCUCCAAAACCUGAAAUGUCAGGCCAGAUCGCGUCUCAAGAAGCUAUCGUCAACAAAAUAUUAUAGAGUCGGCCCGUACAAUACAUCCAUGGAAUAUGUGCAGCCUAGGGAUGGGUAUAUUUGAGCAGAAAGUCGAGGUAUUAUGAUUGGUUCGUAUUGAUCGUUUUACUGAGGACUGUCAUGCAGACCAAUACGAGAUGAAUGGGCCCAUGUGAUGCCCGAAUGUCCUUGAAUGAUUUGGGCAGUUGAGAUAUUAAGCGGAAUAUAAAGCGGUUAUUCCGCAGUAGCUGAUGGAUUUCAGCUCAAAUAUUCAUAUCAAACUUUGGACCGUGCCUGAAAAGGCCCGUUUCGAACGAUUUACUCCAAGUUUGCACAUUAAUUUCCUCGGAAAUUAAACAAGGCAAGUUGAGGUAUUUGUGAUUGGUGUGUGGCAGGGCUCCUGACAUUGGUUGGUAGAUCUCAUUGAGAUGAAUUUGCAAGUUCUGCGAAUAAUCCCAUGCUACAAUUGAAAAUUCAGUUUAGAGAACACGUGUUUUGGGUAACGCAUGAUCAGGCCAGUACAAUUACAUAGACAUUGAAAAUAUGAGAAGUUCACAGGAUUUAUAAGUGGCUCAGGGGUUAUCAACACUCAUCGUUCCCAUGCCACCCGCAUGACGAGGUCGGAAUGUUGUGGUCAUUUGGGCGAGGGGGAGGGGUGAAAUAGGCGAUGAGUGGUGUUUGUUAGUCGAGUACGUUGAGCACACAUCACUGCCAUCAGGAGGUUUGAGCAACGUGCAAUGAUCAUCGGAGGUCGACGUUGGACAUGGAAGACAGAGCACCUGUGUCAACGUCUUCUGAAAACAUAGCACUGGAUUGUCUAGCCGUAUAGCCACUGCCUCGGCUGUAGAAAGCACGCGUUGACGCAGGCCUCUGGAGGAGCUUUCUGAUGUCCGGUAAACAGCCUGAAAGGCUUCUUUAGCAUCGAGUCGGUGAUUCGCAUCAACAAGAUGUGCGAGAAUAGAACUCGAAAUAAAUAUUUUCCCUCCGCCUAGCCAGGCAAGUUUGACACUCUCGUUUCCAGGUGCCUCGUUGUGCGGCCAGGGGAGCAAGUAAAUGAGCAAAUGCACAUCGAUGUGGUCUGCAGCGGUAAUCAGUCUUGACCUCCCAAGCGUAGGCGGGGAGAAUUCGUGAACUGUACGCGUAAAUUCACCGCUGUCUUCAGACGUCGUCUUACUAGGUCGCUUGCUGCGUCCCCUUGAAAAGGCAAUUUCGUAAAUACAGUGAGUGACCGAUCUCAUGAAAUUUUCGCCAAAAUUCUGAAAUGCGUUUCCAAUUAGGUGGCGUUGUAAUACUGAUUAUCUUGCGGCGUAAUCAUAUAAUAUUUCGGACUCGGCAGGAUGUCGGUUUUCAACUGCACGUCUUUUUAAUCUCCUGUAGAAGUCAUGCUCGUCAAAAAUCACUACUUAAGUGGAAUGCCCUUUUCUCAUUGGUUGUCGAUGGGCUUUCAAAUUCAAAUAUAUUUUAUAAUCAAAUGUUGACAAAAAUAUGCUUUAUUUCAGUCAGUUGAUAGGGAACCGUCUCAUCUUUAUAUUUUUUUACUCGAAGAAGCAUUAUAAUUAGGUUUUAAAAAGUUUCUAAUCAUGAUAAUGUUUAAGACCGUGCGAUGUCUAUUCAUACAGUAUCAUACCUGUCCUUUUACCGCUGCUCCCCAUGAAACGUACAACACAGUCUGCAUCCAUUGCGAAAUUUUAUGGACUUUAUAUGAAACCUUUUAAAGGCAUAGAAGAAGAUGUGAUUUUCUUUACGCGGAACGCCUGAAACUUGUAGACUGCAAUCACUAGGCGAUAUUGCAACGGCUGAUCAGGCGCCAAAUAAUUCGGGAAUUAGAAAACUUUUUUAAAAUCUAAUUUUAAUGCUUUUUCGAGUAUAAAACAUGAAUAGGAGGUGGUUCCCUAUCAAACGAGUGAAAUUAAACCUACUUUUGUUAAAGCUUCUUAUAAAAUGCAUUUGAAUUCACAAGGCUAUCGAAAAUCAAUAGGAAAAUGCAUGCUACUUAUGUAGUGAUUUUUUUGCCGAGCACGACUUCUACAGGAGACUAAAAAGACGUUCAGUUGAAAACCGACAUCCUGCAGAGUCCGAAAUUUUAUAGGAUUACGUCGCAAGAUAAUCAGUAUUACAGCCCAACCUAACUAAUCCUUCCUAAUUGGAAACGCAAUUCAGAAUUUUGGCGAACAUUUCAUGAGAUUGGUCACUCACUGUAAGUCGUUCCUUUCUGCUGGUGGGCUUUUCAGUGUGCUGCCAAGUAUUUCGGAGGAUAAAUCUCUCUAGGUAUGCGUUUCCGUGGAGUAUAUCCCGCAGCUGCUGGAGUUUUACUCCAACUGUCCCUGGAGAGCAGAUACGCUGGACUCCCUGGACCAAGUUUCGUUGAAUAUUUAGGUGAACAAAACGGUGAUUGUAACUGCAUUGGCCUGAUGAUGAGCUACCGAAAACACAUGUUCGUCAAAUUGAAUUUUAAAUUUCCGAAUGCCAAGCAGGCCAUUGCAGUAGGAACAGGUCGGAACUGAGUUCACGGUAGAAGGGGCGAUGGUUAUAAUAAUAAUAAUAAAAAUAAUAAUAAUAAUGAUAAUAAUAAUAGUGUAUUUUAGGGUAAUAGGCAAUGCCCUUGAUGACCCUAUUGAAAACGGUGCAUAAAAUAUAAAUGUUAAAUGUACAUCUUACUACAAUUUUGUCAGUAACAUAUUUGUUCACGGAAAACGUUUUCACAAUGCGGGACUACGAAGGGUGCGUCAGGCGGUCUUCUCAGUGUACAUAUGAAAUUUUAAGUGCAGUUAUAUACAAUCAGCAUAAAGUUCAGUCAUUUGCAUACUUUGAGAGGAGACAUUUCAUUAAAAGUUAGGAAUGUGUUAAGUAGGGAUGAAAUCAAGAAAUGAAAUUUAUGGCUGGCCGCAGAUAGUCCUGUUGUGAAAGUCGUCGUUUAUCAAAGAUCAAACGAUCCAGUUGCCUUUUGAAUACAGCGAUUGUAUCAGAUAUCACUAUUUCACUUGGGAGUGAGUUCCAUGGUCGAACAACACGCUGGCUGAAGGAAAAUUUCUGGUUGUCUAGGCGUGUACGCUCCCGCUUGACUUUGUAUGUUUGUGAGGAUGGUAGAAGGGUCCUUUCGAAAAACGUCAACGAUGAUGGUGGAGAAGGUGUCGUUCCGCAGAAGAGACGGGUUAAUCGUGCUGAUAAUGGGCUUGGAUUGCAAAUGUCCGGUAAGGACAAUCCAUGCCCGGAACGUUCGCUGGCGGUGUGGUAGCUGUUAGGUGCUUGCACUUUUAGUCUGCGACAAUAAAGUCUUACCGGUCUAUAUUUUUGCCUUGACAGCGGCUGUUCUAUUGGCUUCGUAGACGACUGCUCCAGUCUGUACUUCAUUGCGCACGUAGAGAUCGUCGAAUUGAUUUAUCGAUUUAUCGAUCAAUUUCGCGCACUCCGUCUGUGACCAGUCAUAGUCGCGUCGCCGUAGAAUAGACGCUUAAGCCAGCGCUCGCCAUACAUCCUCACAACGUGGCCUCUCCAUCGCAGUUGUAUCUGCUGCAGCAUAGCUUGAAUACUGAGGACGCCUGAUCCUUCCAGGAUCUCAAUUUCUGGGACCUUUUACUGCCGCUACGGAGGCAGCUUGGCGAUCAACGUCUCCAUCUCAAACAAGAGUGUUUUCAGGACAGCAGUCCUUCGGUUUUGUGUCGAGGAGGAUUCAAGGACGGUUUCAUACGGAGGGAUGAAGCCGUCCAGAAGACCAAUUUGGCUUCUGAGUUCCGAUCGGCAGUUUUGUCGUCGAUGCGUCAGGAGUACGGUGAUAAGGGCUUUUAAGCAGACGCGACGCGCCCGCAUGAAAAGCUCGAGUGCAGUGAAGCACAGGUGCUCACAAACUCUGUUACUAUCCACUUAGCUCAUUAAGCGAACUGGUUGCAACGUGACAUUUAGGCGUUCGGGUUCCCGAACUUGACUAGUCAGACGAUUUCCUCUUAAGCAGGCAGUACCGAUACAAGACCAGGUGUGUCAUGAUAAAAAAAAACUAGAUAAGAUCUUAUUUUGCAGCCAAACAAUCGGAACGUAAUACUGUUGAGCUACUUAUUUGUAAUGAGUAGAUGUGAUUACGUUGCUAUGGUGUCGUUGUCGUGCUCAGUUCCGAAGCUUUGACAGCAGCUAUUUGUGUGCACCAUUGUCUCAUUGGUACAAUGCAUGUAGAAUAAGUACCCUUAAAAUGAGGUAUUAGGAAUGAUUAAAAACGAAAUUAUGGGUUUAAUUUCAACAAACUUGUCUCAGUUGCUUUUCAGGGCUUAGAAAGUGCAACUGUUUGUGAUGAUUACAGUUGCUGCCAAGUUUGAAAAGUGCGCAGCGGGGUAGCAACGGUAUCCUCUAAAUACUACAUGACUUGCUCAGAACAUUACUCUUGUCUGAUUGUGUGUCUGAUGACGAAGCCCAAAGGUUAGGUGGCUAAAACACCCGUUUCAGGGGUCGCGUAUCCGUCUUCCUAACUGCUUCCUGGGACUCGUCUCUUCGCGUGAAUGAACGCCGGUGUUCUCAUCAGAGACCCAGCCUCUAAGUCUGUUUCAGUCAGACACCCAGGCUCUGUGAGUGGAGUGUUUUAAACGAACACCGGGGGCUGUCAGCGAGAUGAUUUACGUUCGCAUGAUCCUAGACCGAGGAUAGCAGGAAACUGUCUGUCAGUCAGUAUCAGCCAGUAUAUUUGGAGUAAAUAACAAAAGCCCUUAACACUCCAUUUAAACGGUACAGGUGUGAAUUUACAUGUAGUUUUAGCGUGCAGAAUGCAUAAAUCUAAUGUGGAAAAGGUGUGACAUUUUACGAAAUAACGGCGAAAAAAAUCGUUCACUGCAUUCGUACUGAAAUUUUCAUCCGCUUUGAGCUUAAGGUACACAAAAGGAUCUAUUGAAUUUAUGCUAGUAGCAUCUUUAUAGUCAUUUCAGUAGUCCUCUAGAUCGGGCUUGGGAGUUGGGGUUGCCUUUUAACAGAUGUCUCCCCGCUUCCCGCCACGCCCCUAGCUGGAGCCUCCGCCCUGGACGUAGUGUGUGCAGACUUAGAGGGAGAACGUCUCGUGGCCUUCCUCUUCCUGACAGUGGGCCUCUGGGCCAUCUGCUCAUGCAACACUGGACUUCACAUCUACACUUUCUUCAGCAGUAUUUUUGUGCUGCUCUCGACUGUGAGCCUGUUCGCCUAUGUGUACCAGAGCGAAAAAGCAUUUCCUCUUGGUAAGUCUAUUCGUCAUGCUAAUUCACGUUAAUCGCGUUAAACCAGGCAAUAACUUGCAUAGAUUCUGCAAUGUAGCACAAAGACACAGAGGAAACCGAUUGGGCUACGUCGCUGAACGCCGUUCAAAAGUACAUCAACUAGGACAGACUUAUGGCUAUAACGAGCGAAAAUUAAAAAAAUAGUUUGUACUUAAUUACAGUAGGUAGCGUGAUAUAAAUAUCUCUACGUUUCAAAAUGGAAACCAAAACAACACAAACGUAAAAAAAGGAUAGUUUUGUGCAUUCCUCCCAAUAAGAUACGUCUAGACCUAUAAGGGAACCCAAAAUACCUGGAAAAACUUAUAUGACUUAGAGUUGCGAAAAUUCCCACGGAGCGAUUCAGAAGACCAUUGAGCAAGCAUAAGCGUGCUUCGGACAACAUCUCGAGGUACAAAGUGACACGUGUGAACGAUAAGAGAAAUCGAUUGCGGAGUGUGUGAAUGGGAGGGGUGAGGGGGUAGAAAUUGGCAACGGUUUUGUGGCCCGCUCUCUAAUUUUCCGGAGAAUGAAGCUCUCUGGAUAGCCGUUUACGCGGAGUGUGUUUUUCAGUUGCUGGAGUUCUGCUUCAACAGUUUCAGGAGAGCAGAUGCGUCACACUCUAGCCGCCAGUCCCUGUACUAAAUUUUGUUUGAGAUUUAGGGGAACAAAACUGUAAAAACGAAUGUAUCGUCCCAUCCAAGCUUUUUUCUGAAUAACUUGCGUUAGAUAGAUUCAUCCUCUUGUCUGUCUAAAAGGACAUCGAGGAACGCGAUCUCGUUAUUCUCCCCAGUCUCUGCGCUAAACCUCGGUGAGGGGUGAGCCCUGUUAAACUUCUGAACUAGACCAAUGAUAUCGAUAGAAUGACUUGUAAGGCAAAAGAUACUGUCUAUAUAUCGACCGUAGAACUCAAGGUCAUUGAUGUUAUCUUUCAGACUCGUUUGUUCGACCCUGCCCAAUAGAAAAGUCUCCGGUGAAAAUAUGCAAAUUUUAUAGACGGGAUCUCUCAAGCCAGAAAGGCCAAGGUCUGGAGUGUAAGAAGAGUAAAAAUUGCAUUUACGCCGUAUGCUUAUUUUAGUAUGCUAACGAAGUGCCGAAAUGAACCCACGUCAAAUAAGAGAGGUCCAAAAUAAACUCUGAUGGGGAAGGGCGAUAUAUCUCUGAGCACUUCCGAAAAAGUUCCCCUACUACAAAUUAUGCCAAAAUUGACUGACCUUUUUUCGAAAUUACAGGAUCCAUAGACCGCAUCUACAAGCUCUUGAGCUGUUACGAAGCACCUUCCGGUGGAGUGGUUUCAGUUUACAUGUCUGCUUACAAUCCGCACGUUCUGCUGACCGGGAUCACUCACAUGCUCAGUAAGUCUUCGGAAAAAUUCUAUGUACAGCAGUUUUUUCAACUUCUGCUUGAACAUGAAGAUGGGUAAUUCAUGGGGAAUAAAAAUUUACCGGAAUUGGGCAUGGCUGACUGAUGACGGCUAAUAAGCUAGAAAUGGCCAUUCUGGUUUUCCUUGUCUUUGUCAUCCUCCAUACACAACGGAACGAGUGAGUUCCGUAUGAACGAUCGGUGAAAGCCCCCUAACAUCAUACAUAUAUUUAUAUAUAUUCAAUCAGGAAUGGGUGCACAUCGAUCUAUUGGCUUCACGCAGCAAACAAGCAAAGAUCACGAACAGGCAACCAAUAAUCAGGCCGAAGUCGGCCAAAUUAUAAUAGCAGCAAGGAGGGACGACAGAGAAUGCGGGUAGAUUGAUACAGUCUGUUUCGGGCUUAUUGUGCCUUCACUCAGCCAAUCAUAACCCUGAACAACAGCUCGGACCAGAAACACAAACAUACGCACUGACGCACCUGGCGCAGUUGGUCCACCACUGGGGUCUACCAGAUGGGUCAUAAGCACUUCAUCGAACCGAAGUUCAUCAGUGCCUCGCCACUUGUCAUAGGUUGCCUGUUCGUGACCUUUGCCACCCAUGCGGAGCUUGUUUGCUCCGUAAAGCCAAUAGAUCGGUGUGCGUCCAUUCCUGAUCGAAUAAAUAUCCAAUCUGCUGGAAAAGAAUUCGAACAAAACUGCGUUUGUGACCAGUGGGGUGGUUACUUGGGAAUUGGACGAUGCGUCUGGUAUUUGUUACCUUGCAGUAUACCGUAGUUCUGAUACCCCACUAGCCAUCCUUGUGACGUUUACGUUAAGGAAGGGUGCUUGGUUGUUGUUUUCCUCUUCCACUGUAAAUUGGACGUCGAGAAAAAACUGAGUUCCACAAGACCUUGAAGUUCUGAACGCCGAUCUUCUUAAUUACGACAAAUAUGUUGUCGACGUAUCUGGCCCAGAAUUUUCAGGAGUACGAACGAAAGACUAGUCGCUCGAGUCUCUUCAGAACAGCCUCGGCAAUCAGCCCAGGGGGGAGGGCAUCGGUGUUCCCUUCUUUUGCUCGUAAACCCGAUUGAUGAGAAUGAGGAAAGUUCUGAUGCUCAAUUUCAGGAGCUCGAGAACGUGCGUUCGUUUAAGCCGUUGGUCAGCUUCAUCAUAUUUUUCCUGAAGAAGCCUGUCGAUAGUGCUGACGGCGAGGCCGGUUGGAAUGGAGAUGAAAAAGAAGACCACGUCAUAUGAUAUCAUUAUGUCGUCCGACGCUAUUUCUGGAUGUCUGAUACUCCUCAGGAACUGCCCAGCCGGUUUCACCGUCCAUUCGAAAUCCUCGGUCAGGAAACGGAAUUGUUGGUAAAGCCAUUUUGACAGUCCAAAUGCCAGAGUGCCGUGUAAGGAGACUAUGGCACGUAAGAGAACUUCUGGCUCAGAUACUUUUGGCAGACCGUAAAAACGCACCAUGACGGUAUCGGUGGCAUUUGUGGCCAGUGCCUCCUUUCUCUUGAUGACCCCGCCUUCCACAAUAUUUCUAUCGCCCUGUUUACAUUGUUCACAUGCUUCUUGAACGCCAAAAGCUCCUAGGCAUCUUCGCCCUCCAACAGACCUUACAGUUUCGUCAUGUACUCAGUCUUGUCAUAUGAAACCACCGAGCUUCCCUUGUCGGCGAGUUGUGUUGGUGAAACGGACAAACGCCUCUGCACAAAAUUGCAAAAGCACCAGCUUGCAGUCAAACGCGAGGAUAGCCUGUCACUGGUAUAUGACCACAUAAAACACGAGAAUCGCAGUUUUGCCUUUGGGGAAGCAAGCGUCAUCUGUCGAGCCAGCGACAAGAUGGUCAGAAUGGUUCUUGAAAGUUGGUUCUUAGUUGGCACAAUCAACAGAGCCAUUGAUCUUCAUCCGGCCUACCAGGCGUUACGUACGAGGCUCAAGUCAGUCCAGAGGGGGCCGACAUCACUAGCGAACAAAUCGCGGCUUCCUCAAUAGUUGUCACCUCCACAGCCGGAGGAGAGAGUCAGCCGGGGCUCACACGACCGAGGCGAGACAUCGAUCGAUCGACGCGCCCAAACGGCCGAAUAUGAUCCGUAAAUGGAACGGCAGCUGAUCAGCCCAUCAGGUUAUGAGGGGAGGGCCCACACGGGCACACGGACCUAGGAGCGAGAAGGACGACCGGGCAGGGGACAGAGGUCACACGGGGUGCAUGACGCGGCCGCGAGAGGUUCAGCUCCUCAGGGGUCCCCUAGUGUUCCCUAUACAGUUUUGAACCACGCUAUAUCUUGCUGUCUUUGCAUAUACUGCUGAUGACAGUUUAUGAGUAUUACGCGCUCAAUCCGCUGUGGCGGAUAGACUUCGUCCUAAAUAUUCAUAUCGCAUCUCAGUCUGAGCCUAAAAGUGUCAAAUAAACUUAUGUACUUCAAGGUAGCGAUUAGCUUCUGAGGAAAUUAAAAAGCCGCAAUUCCAAAAUUGGAGAAUCAACCAGAAGACGACACGUGGGACGCCGGGUAACCCACUGAUGAGCCGAACCUCUUGCAGCUGUGCCAUAAGGCUACAGAAUGUCGGCGAAACACGUGCACGGGAUUUUAGCAAGUACCUAUGCUGUCAUGUAUGGUCUAUCAUGCGACCUUUGGUCUGAUAUUACCUCCGCGAUUACGCUAUUGAGGUCUUGAUAGCUUGGCACGGGUGAAUUAUGUGCGUAGGGCGAACUGCCAGUUGGUUUUUUCAUCGCGUAUAAAGUGCACCCUGCCAUAUCUCGACCCGCCUUCACAUGAGUAAUAGUCGCCUCCACGUCCAGCGUCCGUGUUGUCAGCAGGGUCGUAGCGUUUCCCACAUUCAGUGGCCCUCUUACAGGCCUGACCGACUAGGCGGGCGUUCUGCAAUCCUAAGCCUCAAAGCUGAACUGUUGCCAGUUUUUAAUGCCAAUUGGUCGAUUUUUGCGUCACAAAGGUCCAACGAGUGCCCAGUCUGGGUUGCAUGAUUUGUCACCCGUGACCUGCACCCAAUCCUCAUUUGCGUGUCACAGUCUUUAACUGUUCACCGGUCAGUCGAGGCCGGUAAGGGUUAAGCAAUCGACGUUUGCCCGCAUACACGAACACCGUCUGGCGUGUGAUGGGAAGAUAAUCCCUGUCCAAAGUAGAUGGGCGAAUAGGAGACUGGGUGUUCGAAAGUGACUGAAAGAGAGCCAAUGAUUAAUUUGACGAAGUCAAGUACCAGAAAGCCCAUUUAUAUUUAUGGCGAGUGGAAAAUUCACGAAGCAACUGUAAUCCAAAUACUUUCAUGGUCUUAGCGCUAUACGAGGUCAAAAAUUUGCCGAUUUAGUACUUAUAUAAGUAGGCUGGCAAUUUGGCUGCCAGUCUAGAAAGGCAGGCAUUGCAGAUUUUGUUUCAGUAGGUGCACGUCUUUCAAUACCUAUUACAUGCAUUACUAUUGUUUUCAAUACUUAUCAGCCCGUCAUAAUUGUGAUUACCCGCUCCCCCAUGAUCUCCUUUUUAGUGGUUUGGACGAGUUUCUUCGCAAAUCAGACCUACUGGAUAACAAGUGCUGACGUUCCACCAGAUAACAGCAGCCUCGGUCUAGUUAUUGCCUCUGUGGUGAACUUCACUACUUCAAUGGUGUUCUCCACCUCCCUGGGCCUCGGACUCGUUGCACUCUGCUCGGCUUACGGCGAAGCUGUUUCGCAGACAUACGGCACCAAGGAAUGUACGUCAUUCCAUGAACCCAAUCAUGAGCCUUACAAACUAGUACAUUAA
Spirometra erinaceieuropaei is the source of this 11612-nucleotide messenger RNA. NCBI's taxonomy places the organism in Eukaryota, Metazoa, Platyhelminthes, Cestoda, Diphyllobothriidea, Diphyllobothriidae. The record is from the annotation of a GenBank genome assembly.